AUUCGGUUUAUAAAGCACCAUUUUUGAUGUGAAAAAUCCUCGAUAUAUGAUUCCAAAAACUUGAGUUUCAUCAUCUACCGAUUGAUUUCUCUGCGGAAUUCAGAGAUUAUACCUUUCCUGUAGAGAGUGCAGUUUAAAAGCUUCUAUGAUUCUUAAAAAGCUCAUCCUGAACUCAUCCAAGUGAUCCCUGAAACCACCUUGCAAGGCUAUCAUCCCUCACUACCUACACAAGACGAUCAAAUCUUUUCUCCAAAGUAAACAAACAAAAGAAGGUACCAGGCAUGCAUACCAUUCAAUACACGAUAUCCAAUACACCAAUGCAUAGCGAACGGUAAGAUUUCCAAUUUCCUUUCAUUCAAUAAAACAUUCCAUCUAACAUCCACGAGUAUCAAUGACCAAUACAUUCCAACCCAGAUUUCUGCGCGCGCUAUUCCCGCAACAAUUUCCCGAGGGAGGUCAGAAUUCGAAAUCUUCUCUUCAAGGUCAUCAUCGUAAUAAACGCGUUAAAUAUAUUCAUGAACCGUCAUCGGUGGAUGAAGAUGUUUUCGAAGAAUAUGAUGCGCUGGAUACGCUCGAUACGGCGGACCAGGGAAUAGAUGAUGAUGAGAAUCAAUUGAGAUUAGAGCAUAAAUCGUGUGCGAAAGCUAUGAUAAGAAGGAAGAUGGCGGAACGUGUUACGAUUGAUCCGGAUGGUGAUUUAUUAUUGAUAUUGAAUGAGCGGAGGAAGUGUAGUAAGAGGAAGAUUGAAGCGCUUGCGGUGGUGCCGAUUGAUGAUUCGGGGAUUGGGAUGGAGACGGGAACGGGGACAGAUGGAGAGGUGCCGGAGGUUUUGGAGACGGUGGAAGAAGAUCCGUAUAAUGCAGAUGCGGAGAAGGAGAAGGAGAAGGAGAAGAAACAGAAUGAAUUAAAGGAAAUUCAUAUGUUGGUUUCAUCUAAACAUAUGGUUCUCGUUUCGCCGGUUUUCAAGGCGAUGCUUCAAUGGAGUAAUUUCAAGGAUGGAUAUGCUAUGAAAGCUCAUGGAAAAGUCGAAGUUCCAUUACCGGAUGAUGAUCCGGAAGCUAUGAGGAUACUGGUGGAUAUUGUUCAUUGUCAUCAUAAAGAUGUUCCUCGAAAGGUUAAACUUGGUUUACUUACGCAUCUGGCUAUUUUGGUGGAUAAAUAUAGGUUACAUGAAGCUGUGCAGAUAUAUUCCGAUAUGUGGAUUUCACAUGCAAAAAGGAAGUUUCCCUCUUCGAUGGCGGAGGAUGGGACGGAGGUUUGUCUUCAGUGGCUUUGUAUCUCUUGGGUUUUUGAAAAAAGUCGUGAUUUUACGGCUAUGACGAGGAUAUUUCAACAAGAGAGUACACAGAGUUUAUCAGAAAUGAUUUCAGUUUCAGCUUGGGAUAUUCCCGUCCCUGGUACCGUUAUUGGUAGGUAAACCUGAUUUCGAGUAAUUAGCGAACUUUGAGCUAAUCAUUAUUCAGAUAAUAUCGAGCAAGACCGAAUCCGAGCUCUCGAUGAAGCAAUCUCCGCACUCAGAGACACAAUAGAAACCUACCAAACCUCAACCCUCGUAUGUCGAGGUCGACCUACACAUCUACCCAUCGAUCAAAUCCCUCAACAUAACAAACAAUGCGACGCCAUGGUUCUAGGAAUGUUGAUUAAAGAAGCUAUUUAUCAUAAUCUCUAUCCACUCCCAGAAGCUCCAUACACGGGUCAUUCAUUCAUUAGCAUUUAUGACAGUUACCAAAACUUCGAUAUCAAGAAUGGUUGUGAAGUGGUAUUAUUGUGUAAUUCUCAUCCGGAUAAGGAGGUGAAGGAGACGAAACAUGUUUUUGGGGAUGUGUUGAUGGAUUUGUUGAUGCCGAUUGAGGAGAGUUUGGGUGGUUUGGAACUUAAUGGGUUUAAGGUUUCUUUGGGAUUAGUUUGAAUUUUUGGAUUAGGAUUAGGAUUACAGUUCCGGUUGCAUGUUGUGGGAAGUUGUGGAAUGAUUUUGUUAUGCUUAUUUGGAUAAUGGGAUGGAUGGCAUUAGGUUGUUUAGGUUUUUGGUAUAUUUCUGGGCUGCGAGUUUUGUUAUAUAGAUGCGUAUUUUUAUCCGUCUAUAUUGCAUUCUAGGGUAUAAUUAUCCAGUUUCUCAUGUUGGGAUUAGGAUAUCUUAAUCACUUAUUUGCUUACGGUUAUAAAGUAAAUAGUGUAU
Molecule: messenger RNA, 2176 nt
Organism: Sclerotinia trifoliorum
Lineage: Eukaryota; Fungi; Ascomycota; Leotiomycetes; Helotiales; Sclerotiniaceae
Source: the annotation of a GenBank genome assembly